AUCUAUGCAUUUUCUAAAAUCAGAGAAAAAGCUAUGCUGCUAUCUGCCAGGGUAAACAGUAGUUUAAGGCAGGACCAGAGAAUUACACCAUUGGGAUGAUGUACAGCAUCAAGGGCUGUCCACCAAUAAAUAAAGUAGGAACUUUUAGGCUGUGGACUGACAGGAAAAUCUAUGUGGAGUCAGAUUUCAGAGCUGGAGCACUGAAUUGCAGUGAGUCACACAGAGAGCCUGAGAGCUGCCUUUGUUCCACUUGUGUCUGAACGUUGGAGGAGAAACAGCAGGCUCCAGUUUUCAUUAACUUCUUAUUUUCAGAAGCAUAAAACUCAUGUUCACUGAACUUCUUCCCCACUUUACAUCGUCCAACUGACUUUCAAAAAAUGCUGUCAUGGCAUGCCUGGUGGACCUGGGACUUACUUCUUCUUCUCUUAGGCUUGUCAAUCCAUUCUGGUUCAGCAGCUGAGAUCAUAGAAGAACGAGGCUCAAAAGGAAGUCUUGAUCUCACAGAGUUAAUAGGAGUUCCACUCCCUCCUUCUGUCUACUUUGUCACCGGCUACGGAGGGUUUCCGGCAUACAGCUUUGGUAUAGAUGCCAACAUUGGUCGAUUGACAAGUGCUAUAAUACCACUGUCUUUCUAUAGAGACUUUGCUAUCGUAGUUACAGUGAAACCAAACAGCGAUCGUGGAGGAGUGCUAUUUGCAAUAACAGAUGCCUUCCAGAAAACAAUUUACUUGGGAAUGAGAAUUUCACCAGUCGAUGACAGCACCCAACGAAUAAUUAUGUACUACACAGAGCCUGGUUCCCGUAUCUCCCAAGAGGCUGCUUCAUUUAAAGUGCCAGUGAUGACUAACAAGUGGAAUAGGUUUACAGUGACUGUUCAGGGAAAUUAUAUUGCUUUGUUCAUGGACUGUGAAGAAUAUCAGAGAGUUCCAUUUCAGAGGUCAGCUGAAGCCUUGGUAUUUGAUUCUGACUCUGGGAUAUUUGUUGGUAAUGCAGGAGCCACGGGACUGGAUAAAUUCACAGGUUCAAUUCAACAUCUGACUAUCAGAUCUGACCCAAGAGCUACUGAAGACCAUUGUGAAGAUGAUGAUCCUUAUGCCUCGGGGGACAUGAGUGGCAAUGGCAGCAUUCAAGAACAUGAAAACAUUCCUGAGACACAAGAAGCCCUUUCACCUUCUCAUCUUCCCAUAAGGCUUGAAGAUACACUGGCCGAGCCAGUGGAAGCACCACCAACCAUAUUGUCUUUUUUGGAAGAAAGCAAUUUCUCGGGACAUCACAGAACAGAAGAAACCUCUGAAACAGCUAAAAUUAGAGAACAAGAUUCUGCUGUCAUGGAAACUGGACAAGGCAACAGUCAGUCUACCACUGUUACACAGAAAAUCUUAGGAGAAGAAGAUGCCUCUGGUUUUAGUGUUUUGCCAACAGAGAGCGGAGAGAAGAAAGGUCAGAAUGGAGAAGAUGGGCCCACAGGACCUCCAGGAAGGCCAGGAAUAGAAGAUGUGCAGAGAAAAGACCCAGGAUCUCCUGGACCUUCAGCAAAACAUGGUCCACCUGGUCUUCCUGGGCUUGAUGGAGUGGUUGGCCCACCAGGACAGAAGGGAGAAAAGGGUGAUAGAGGUCUUCCUGGCUCCAUUGGUCCAAAGGGUAGUACUGGAGACACUGGAUUAAUAGGCCCCAAAGGUGAAGCUGGUCCUCAUGGCUCUCCUGGGAAACAAGGACCCCCAGGACCCCCAGGGCCUCCUGGACCGCCUGGACCUCCUGGAUCCACAGGUCUAAGCUACAGUUCCGGAUUUGAGGACAUGGAGGGAUCAGGGAUCAUUGACUUGCUAGGUGAAUCCAGAAUUACAGGAUCAAGAGUGCCAAAGGGAGAAAGAGGAAAUAUUGGUCCACCAGGUUCAAAGGGACUGCCAGGUACAAAAGGAAAACCAGGCUUUCCUGGCAUUGAUGGACAUCCUGGAAAUAUGGGGCCAAAAGGGGAGAAGGGUGACCCAGGACCUCAGGGUGAACGAGGACAGGAUGGGAACAGUAUUGUGGGUCCACCUGGACCACCAGGACCACCAGGACCAAUCAUAGCAAUACCUGAGCUGCUACUCAAUGAUACAGAUGGAAUUUUUAAUUUUUCUUCAGUUGAAGAACUGGUCGGGCCUCCUGGUCCAGAUGGCAGGCCAGGUCUACCAGGAUUUCCUGGCCCUCAGGGACCAAAAGGUGAUAUUGGUUUGCCUGGACCAAAAGGACCCAAAGGCCAACAGGGUGAAAAGGGAGAACCAGGAGCUAUCAUUACUGCUGAUGGAUCUUUAACUGAAUUAUUAGGAAGAAAAGGGCAGAAGGGUGAAGCUGGAGUGGUGGGACCAGUGGGACCAAGGGGACCAAUAGGACCUGCUGGACCUAAAGGAGAACUUGGCUUCCCAGGACGACCAGGCCGCCCAGGACUCAAUGGACUAAGAGGUGUGAAAGGUGAACGAGGUGAAGCAUUAAAUGGCAUGCCUGGCUUGCCUGGACCCCCAGGGCCCCCUGGACGUCCAGGACGUAUAGUUUACAUCAAAGGAACAGUUUUCCCAGUAUCUCGCAGACCUCAUUGCAAGAUGACAGUGAGCGCUACUUACCCUGGGAAUGAAGAAGCUCUUAAUGUCCAAGGUGCUAAAGGAAACAGAGAUUGCUGGGGAUUGCAGUCCACUGGGAGUUCAGCAGACUUAAAAGGAGAAAAGGGAGACAGAGGUGAUCCAGGACCACCAGGUCCACCUCUACCUCCAUCAUAUUUCAGCCACUUUAUUAAUACACUGAAGGCUGAAAAAGGAGACAAUGGAAACACUGGUGUAAAAGGAGAAAAGGGAGAACCAAACAGAGGAUUUUACCUGACAGGACCUCCUGGACCACCUGGAAGACCAGGAUUAAUUGGACCAAAAGGGGACUCAGUUGUUGGACCCAGAGGACCUCCAGGGUUACCUGGCUUACCUGGACUACCAGGUUAUGGAAAAACUGGACCUCCUGGCCCGCCUGGCCCACCAGGACCACCAGGACCCCCUGCAAUAUAUGGCUCAGCAGCUGCAAUGCCUGGGCCACCAGGUCCUCCCGGAGAGCCAGGGCCACCUGUAAGCAGGAAUCUGAUUACAACAUUCCAAAACAUUGCGGGUAUGUUGGAAAAGGUUCAUUUCGUAGCAGAAGGUACGCUAAUCUAUCUGAGUGAAACCAGUGAGGUUUUUAUCCGUGUUCGGAAUGGAUGGAGAAAAUUGCAGCUUGGUGAGCUAAUUCCCAUCCCUGAUGACAGCCUUCCUCCUCCAGCCAUAUCAAGCCAUGGAUUUCAGUCUCUUCCGGCACCAAGUCCAAUAUCAAAUAUGAACAAUGGAAAGCCAGUACUGCAUCUGGUGGCUUUAAACUUGCCAUUUUCUGGUGACAUGAGAGCAGAUUUUCAGUGUUUUCAACAGGCCCAGCUAGCAGGUUUGACAGCUACUUAUAGAGCCUUUCUCUCAUCACAUUUGCAAGAUCUGGCCACAGUUGUCAGAAAAACAGACCGAUACAACUUACCAAUAGUCAAUCUUAAGGGAGAAAUGCUUUUCCACAACUGGGAAUCUAUAUUUAAAGGAAAUGGUGGAGAAUUCAACAUUAAUGUUCCAAUAUACUCCUUUGACGGGAGAAAUGUCAUGACAGACCCAUCCUGGCCUCAAAAAGUAAUAUGGCAUGGUUCAACUGCGAAUGGGAUCCGAAUGGUUAGCAACUACUGUGAAGCCUGGCACACAAGUGAUUUGGCAGCUAUGGGACAAGCAUCACCACUGAAGAAGGGAAAACUUCUCGAUCAGAAAGCAUAUAGCUGUAGCAAUCAGUUUAUUGUUCUCUGUAUUGAAAACAGUUUUGUAUCUGAUCCCCAAGGAAAAUAAUUCACCUGUUGCACAUAGUAUUCCAUCUUAUGACAGAAAAAGCUGACACUGAAAUUUUAUUUGUACUGAUGUAAAUAUUUUAUUUUUUGCAAUUGCACCUUUCAGGAAAAAAUAGCCAAAGAAAAUGUACCUCAACAUAAGCCAUAUUCCAGUUGGGUGAAAUAUCCCAUGUCACAUGAGGCUGACUUAAACCCUUCUUUCCACAUGAACCCCGCAUGGUUCAAGGUCUGCCAACACUUAACUCACAACCCCUUUUCUUUCUGUCUGAAGAUCAGUGAAAGUCUAGUGUGGUCUACAGGAAAGAUUCAGUAGCUUAUCUUAGAAGCAAUAAGGCUCAGCAAGGCUGAUGCUUCUUCAUAGUUGAGAAGCUGCAUGUUCUUUUUACUUGCAUAGGUUUUUGAACACUCAAGGCACUAUUUAAAUAUAUGUCUAUAUACAUGCUGUCCCCGAGUAAAUAAGGGGAUGCUGUUAAAACUUACAGGGAUGGAAUUGACAAAAAUUUUUAAGAACAAAGGUGCUCACCUUUUGGUCUCCGUGGAAGCUAAGUACCUACCUCCCAUAAGCUUUUAUAGAUUUCACCCUGGUUCUUAUACAUGAAUUUAGCAGCCUGACUGCUUACUUCCACUAUUUGCAGAUUCUAGGCAUAGGGCUUUAUGCAGGAGAACUGAAUCUCACCUAGACAAAAUCUGGUCCUUAUUUUGGUGCUAUCGUUAUCAGGAAAUCUGGAACAAUAUUAAUAGAAAACAUCCUGUUUUAACUGGCAGAACUUUGCAAAGUAUAUGCAGACAAACAAGCCAUCUGACCGUUAUUUAUUUUAUUGCAUGUUAGAGGAAGUCAUUUCCUGUUGUGGCAAGCAUUGCUGAAUGAAAAAUGUCUGUCAUCGUUUCUUUACAAUAGGUUCUAGAUAUUGUUAUCUCACUAAGUUACAUGUAAAAGUGAUUUUCCUUUUUGUGAAUUUUCCCUUCUGGCAUUCACGUAAUGAAGGAAUCGUUAAUAUAUAAUCACAGCAGCAAUGAUGGAAAUGACCUGUAAAUGCUAAUGUUCUUGACAAACAGUAUCACCACAAUAUCUUAAGUCUUUUGCCUACAUAUUUGUCUACUGCAUACUUUAAAAAAGAUAUUUUGUUGUAUUUUUUCUGGUGGUAACUAUGGAAUUCAAGAGCCAUGUUAUCAUUUUAAAAAAAUCUAAUCUAAAGUCUGUGUUUUAAGUACAUAAUACUCUUAUUUGUCAGCAAAUUAAUAAAUUACUAGAUAACUACUUUCAAAAGACAA
Anas platyrhynchos (mallard) is the source of this 5140-nucleotide messenger RNA. Lineage: Eukaryota; Metazoa; Chordata; Aves; Anseriformes; Anatidae. The record is from RefSeq and is a predicted model, not a curated record.